Messenger RNA from Fusarium subglutinans, 1740 nucleotides. RefSeq lists its product as uncharacterized. The record is from RefSeq and is a predicted model, not a curated record. The transcript is spliced from 2 exons. The coding region runs from base 1 to 1740 and encodes 579 amino acids. Lineage: Eukaryota; Fungi; Ascomycota; Sordariomycetes; Hypocreales; Nectriaceae.
AUGACGGGCACUCAAGAGGGUGCUAGCUGGUUCCGCCAAAUGUUCAGCAGCGGAUACCAAGAAUUGCCGACGACGAAUGUCGUCAAGGAUAAGGCUGAGACCACUCAGAUAAUGCCGAGGAGAUUCUUGCGAUUGUCAACGAAAGGUUUCUUGCUCGUGCUGGCGGCUAUUCUUCUCAUUCCCACGUUUUUGGCUCUUGCAGCUCUAGAGGGCCGACAAUACCUCUCCGAUGGAACGGCCGACGUAUUCGAGAUGGGCGAAACUCAAGAUGCAAGCUCGCCUGUCGCUUCACCCGCUUCACCUGUCUCCCCCGUCUCGCCCGCUGGCAUCCCCGUCAUGGUCAACCCUCCCAAGAAGGGCGGCAACAUCUUCAACCGCCGUCUCGUCAUCCUCCUCCCAGCCAACGCCCCCGGUGUCAACGUCUGCAAGGCCAUUGUUACAGCGGUUGCCCUUGGAUAUCCCGCCCCCGUCAUCCUGAAUUGGGGCAAGAGUGGCUCGCAUCUGGCCAAGAUCGCUGGUGUCCUCGAUUAUCUUGACUGGAGCUCUCGCCAAGGCAGCUCAAGCAAGGACCACUUGAACGAGGAUGAUCUUAUCAUGGUCGCCGACAGCGCCGACUCUUGGUUCCAACUGCCCCCAAGUGUACUUCUCUGGCGCUAUCAUGCUCUCAACGAAGAGGCCAACGAGCGUCUUCGCGCGCAAUGGCCACACAAGUCUGAGAUGCCCAUGAAGCAGACCAUCAUGGUGUCUGCCCAGAAGAGGUGCUGGCCUCGCGCCAAGUCUGGUUCCAACCUGCACUGCGAUGCUCUUCCAGAGUCUCCUCUCCGUGAGGAUCUCUACGGACCCGAGACAGACCAAGAUCCCAACUUGCGCAUGGUCGAUGUCCGACCCAAGUACAUCAACAGUGGUGCCUUCAUUGGACCUGUCGGCGAUAUGCGCAAGUACUUCCGUCGCGCGCAAGAGCGUUACGAGCUUGGAAAGGCUGAGCAGGGCGAUCACUUCUACAGUGACCAAGGUUUCUUCGGUGAGAUCUGGGGAGAGCAAGAGAUGUGGCGCACAUGGCGACGGGAGCUCGGUGAUGCCAUUGAUCCCUCUCACAAUGUUUCCACUAUGGUCCGCGAUCAAUUCGAGUUCCACGUCGGCCUCGACUACAAUCAGACCAUCUCCAUCCCCACUGUCUUCGAAGAAGAUGACGGCGAUAUUUUGACACUCAACAACCAGACAUUUAUUGCUGAGCGAUCUCGAGAGCUCGAGAUUGAGCCCGUCCGUCUGACUGCUGUCCCUGAGGAGAUUGCCAAUGCGACAAACCCUCUUGCGCGCAUUCUCUCAGAAGAGGACCGACGCACACUGAACUGGGGCGACAUGACCCUGUACGCCGACUUCUUCACCACCGCCAUCCCCAUCAACAUCCAUCACAACGCCCACAUCAACAACCUCAAGACCCGAAGAGUCUUGUGGUGGGAUCGCAUGUGGUUCUUCCCCUACCUCCGCCAGCUUGUCAACGCGCAGCUCACUCAGCGCCGACAGCAGCCUCUAGGGAGGGUCGAGAUCCCCGAAGGCCGGGCUAUCUACUGGGGCCUUGAGGCAUACCGAACUAUCAGGCGGUUCAUGCCUGCUCAGCGUGGUAUGGUCAACACCGACUUUGACACCGUUUGCACGUCAAGUUGGGCCAAGAAGGAGAAGCAGAAUUGGUGGGAUGUUGUGUUCCAAGAUGAACAGGGACCAUUGGUACUCAAAGCGUGA